AUCUUAAUUCUAAUCUAAACCUUCUUCUUCACAGAAACAAACAUUACUAACAACGAUGAGCUGAGGAUACUGAUGGUGGGGAAGACUGGGAUUGGGAAGAGCGCUUCUGGAAACACCAUUCUGGGUCAAGAGUGCUUUCAGUCCAAAUUCAGCCCCAUUUCCAUAACCAUUGACUGCUCCAAACGCUCCAGUAAUGUUGAUGGACAGCAGGUUGCUGUCAUUGAUACUCCAGGUCUGUUUGACGAAGAUAAAAGCAGAAAAAAUCUGAGACAGUGCUUCUUCCUUGCUGCUCCUGGGCCCCACAUCUUCCUGGUGGUCGUUGCACUGGGCAAAUUCAAAGAAGAAAUACAAUCAGUGAAAAUUAUUCAAGAAAUCUUUGGAGAGGCAGCAGACAGAUACCUCAUGGUUCUGUUUACCCGUGGAGAUGAGCUUGAUUCCACCAUUGAGGAUUAUUUGUCUAAAAGCCCAGAGCUGCAGGAUCUGGUGUCCAAGUGUAAUAACCAGUAUCAUGUCUUCAACAAUAAGCUGGAAGAUAAGAAACCUCAGGUCAGUGAGUUGCUGAAGAAGAUCAGAACCAUUGUUGACAGGAAUGGAGGAAGUCACUAUUCCAAUGAGAUGUUCCAAGAGGCUGGGAGGGCGAUCAAAGAGGAGAAACAACGCAUUCUGAAGGAGAAUGAAGAAGUAAUACGUAAAGAGAUACAAGAACAAGAGAGAACAAUUAAAGAAAAUUAUGAGAUAGAGAAGCGGAGAAUGAUGGAGCUAGUCCAGGCUGAGAGAAAAGAGAGAGAGGAGGAGUUGGAAAACGUGAAAAAACAACUGAAGGAACAGCAGAAGAGAGAAACUAAAGAAGAAAAAUCCAAGCUGCAGUGCGAGCGUGCAUCCAAGGCCAGAGCUCAAGCUGAAAAAAAUAAUGUUAUGCCUUGUUUAAUACAGUGA
Poecilia reticulata (guppy) is the source of this 936-nucleotide messenger RNA. Its product is annotated as GTPase IMAP family member 4-like. Gene Ontology annotation, molecular function: GTP binding. The record is from RefSeq and is a predicted model, not a curated record. Lineage: Eukaryota; Metazoa; Chordata; Actinopteri; Cyprinodontiformes; Poeciliidae.